AUGAUGCUGCGAUGUCAUACGCAGAUGGAUCAUGCUGCUGUUAGAAUGGGUGGAAACUGCAUGGUGUGUGCAACACCUGCUCCUCCACCGCCGCCCAGUUAUUUGCCACCGCCACCACCGAGUGUUUCAACCCCAGCGCCUACGUAUCUACCUCCCUAUUCACCUGCACCGACACCGAGGCCUCCUCCACCACCACCACCUCCUCGACCUCCUGCGCCACCUCCACCUCCAUCGCCUCCACCACCGCCACCCCCGCCGCCGAGUUGCUGUCGCCCAGGACAAACACCAUCGACCAGCAACUGCUACGUCUGUCAAUCUCCAGCACCACCUCCUCCUCGGCCUCGUCCACCACCACCACCACCUCCUCCCCGACCUCGUCCACCACCACCACCCCGUCCUCGAAUAACGCCUCCACCCCCACGUCCAACACCACCACCGAGAACUUACCUUCCAGUUCAACCGCCUCAGCCACAGCCCUGCUGUCCACCACAACAAACACAACCCACGAGCAAUUGUCGAGUAUGUCAACAACGUCCUCAAUACCCAGCACCACCUCCACCGAGGACCUACCUACCACAAAUAGGCUGA
Molecule: messenger RNA, 588 nt
Organism: Fopius arisanus
Lineage: Eukaryota; Metazoa; Arthropoda; Insecta; Hymenoptera; Braconidae
Product: leucine-rich repeat extensin-like protein 3
Exons: 3
Coding region: 1-588 (195 amino acids)
Source: RefSeq, a predicted model, not a curated record